AUGGUUCUACCUGUCUAUUUGUCCGUCUUCUUCUUCUUCUUCUUGUUCGCUGACCAUUCUGCUUCAGCAGAUGAGUGCCCAGGUUUCUUUGACUGUGGUAAUUUGGGCAAGCUCGGGUUCCCUUUGACCACUCCAGAACGUAAAGACUGUGGGAUGUUGCCGAUUCAUGGCUGUGAAGACCCCAACGCUCAAAAAACUGUGCAACUGGGGAAAAAGAUGUUUCAAGUGACGAGGAUAGGAAUCGGGUUGAUUCCUCAAGUUGUCGUUAGAGACACAUAUUUGGAGAAGCGUUUGGCAAGUAAUAAUUGUGACGCCUUUUGUUCCAAUAUUACUUCUCCUCCCAACUCAGCUUUGGGUUCCAUUCAUAUUUGGCCAUUUAUAACCAUGUACAAAUGCAAUACUCCACUCAAUCAGAGUCUUUCAAAGCAAUUCUUGAACUAUACAGGAUGUGCUAAAGGUAAGAAUGAGACCAUCUUCUUCCGAACGCAGGAUCCGGAUGACCCUCUAACUCCUUUAGCAACAUGUCCAAGUGUUCAGCUUCCAGUGAAUAUGCUAUCUUUCUCUCCUGAUCCUUUUACAUUCAUAGCUUCUGAAUUCCAUAUUAGUUUUAAGCUUUCUCCUGGUUGUGUUCGAUGUCUUUUUGACAAUGGUUCAUGCCGUCUCAACAGCACCAGAGAAUUUUAUUGUCUCAAAGAUGAAAUUGAGACAGAAAGACGGGCUUGGAAGCUGGGAUUGCUAAUAGGUGUACCAAGCGCAACUGUUGUGAUUAUAAUUGGUUUGGCUGUUAUUCUAUUGCGGAACAAACGAAGACACAAGUCUUUGGGCUCACAAAAUCAGUCAAGAACCAUUGAAUCUGAUAAUACUCACUCAAAUGUAAUCCUAGAAGAUAGACACAUCUAUUUUAAGUUCCCUGUCUUCUCCUAUGAGGAACUCGAAGAAGCAACAAACAAAUUUGAUCAAUCAAGAGAACUUGGAAGUGGAGGCUUUGGAACUGUUUACUAUGGAAAACUUAAAGAUGGACGAGAAGUUGCUGUUAAGCGGCUGUUUGAGCGCAACUCAUGUGUACAGCAAUUCAUGAAUGAAGUUAAGAUUUUAACACGCUUGCGGCACAAAAACCUUGUGUCACUUUAUGGCUGCACUUCCCGUACCAGUCGUGAACUGCUCCUAGUCUACGAAUAUAUUCCAAAUGGAACUCUUGGUUGUCAUCUUCAUGGAAAUCUAGCAAAAUCUGGUUCACUACCGUGGCCCUUAAGGAUGAGGAUUGCCAUAGAGACAGCAAAUGCAUUGUCCUAUCUCCAUGCUUCUGGCAUUAUUCACCGCGAUGUUUUGGUAUUUCCAAAUUGUUUCCCAUGUUUGUGUCUCAUGUCUCCACGGCUCCAGCAGGAAGCCCAGGUUAUUUGGACCCCGAAUAUUACCAAUUCUGUGAGCUUACUGAAAAGAGUGAUGUUUAUAGUUUCGGAGUCGUGCUGA
Molecule: messenger RNA, 1470 nt
Organism: Neltuma alba
Lineage: Eukaryota; Viridiplantae; Streptophyta; Magnoliopsida; Fabales; Fabaceae
Product: LEAF RUST 10 DISEASE-RESISTANCE LOCUS RECEPTOR-LIKE PROTEIN KINASE-like 1.1
Exons: 5
Coding region: 1-1470 (489 amino acids)
Biological process (GO): protein phosphorylation
Molecular function (GO): protein kinase activity; ATP binding
Source: RefSeq, a predicted model, not a curated record